Molecule: messenger RNA, 8282 nt
Organism: Capra hircus (goat)
Lineage: Eukaryota; Metazoa; Chordata; Mammalia; Artiodactyla; Bovidae
Gene: NRXN3
Product: neurexin 3
Exons: 22
Coding region: 1026-5753 (1575 amino acids)
Source: RefSeq, a predicted model, not a curated record
CCUACACAUCUCCUCUUGCAUGCAACUCACUGAGAGGGAGAGGCGAGCGUGUCCUCCCCUCUCGCAGCCGCCAGCAUCUCCAGCCACCAAGGACCUGCUUUUUGCACCUCCAACACCCUCUCCCUUCUUCCCCGCCACUCCCUCCCAGAAAGAGAGAAAGAGAAAGAAAAAAGGAGACAGAAAGAUUCCGGAAUUUGAGCCUCUCCAGAGAGGAAACAUACCCAGCAAACUCAGUUGAUUAAACAUCAGACAGACAGACAGACAGACCCCAAAUCUUCUGUCCAACUGGAAAGGUCUUUUCUCUGGAGUCCUGGGAGGCAGGUUACGGGCCAGCCCGCCUCUAGCCCGCACCAUGAAGCCUGAGUCCACUUCCGUUCGGCCCCGGGCCCUGCUCUGCCUGAGCUCUCAACUUCCGGCUGCUCCCCUCCCCGCGGCCCUGUGCUGCUAGGAGGUCGACCUUCAGGGCUGGUCCUGGGCCUGUUUCUGCCUUGUGCCUGGCUCACCUGACUGCUCACUCCUCCUCCAUCACGGCCCCCCUGACCCCAGCCCUCUCCCCGGCCUCCCUGGCUGGGCCGUUUGGGGGUCUGCUGCCGGGAGGUGGACAUUGCUGAAGGCUUCCACCCGCCAGCCGGCCCGCCGUGUACUUUUCUCCUGCCCAAAUCGAGGCCUCCGGAUCCACAUUGGAUAGCUGAGAUCUUUUCUUGGAGAAAGACACUCCGCUCCCCACUCUGCACCCUCACUGUCCCCCUGCCCGCCUGGGCGACCUCCUCUACUGCUGCCCCGGCCUUCCCCUGCUCCGUCUCUUACUGAACUUCUUGCUCGUGGGUGCCCACCAGGGGCUUCCUGGUUUUCUUUCCUCCUUCCGCAUCCUCCUCUCCGUGUGUGUGUGCCUCCUCCCUCUUGUGUGUUCUCUGUCCCCCAGCCAUCUCCUCUUCCUCUCUGCCUUCCACUUCAAAGGAGGUGGGGCGGGGGGAUUGCCCCCCGAGGGCUGUUGCCCGCCUCCGGGCCCCUGGGCCUUCGCCAGAAUGAGCCUCACCACGCACUCGGUGUUCUUCACCUUGAAGGUGAGCCUCCUGCUGGGAUCCCUGCUGGGGCUCUGCCUGGGCCUGGAGUUCAUGGGCUUCCCCAACCAGUGGGCGCGCUACCUCCGCUGGGAUGCCAGCACGCGCAGCGACCUCAGCUUCCAGUUCAAGACCAACGUGUCCGCGGGGCUGCUCCUCUACCUGGACGAUGGCGGCGUCUGCGACUUCCUCUGCCUCUCCCUGGUGGACGGCCGUGUGCAGCUGCGCCUCAGCAUGGACUGUGCGGAGACCGCCGUGCUGUCCGGCAAGCGGGUGAACGACAGCAGCUGGCACUUCGUCAUGGUGAGCCGCGACCGCCUGCGCACCGUGCUGGUGCUCGACGGGGAGGGCAGGUCCGCGGAGCUGCAGCCCCAGCGGCCCUACAUGGACGUGGUCAGUGACCUGUUCCUGGGCGGCGUUCCCGCCGACAUCCGGCCGUCUGCCCUGACCCUUGAUGGGGUGCAGGCCAUGCCCAGCUUCAAGGGAUUAAUCUCGGAUCUCAAGUACGGCAACUCAGAGCCCCGGCUUCUGGGAAGCCAGGGUGUCCAGUUGGAUGCCGAGGGGCCCUGCGGUGAGCGUCCCUGUGAAAAUGGCGGCAUCUGCUUUCUCCUGGAUGGACACCCCACCUGUGACUGUUCUACCACCGGCUAUGGCGGCAAGCUGUGCUCGGAAGAUGUCAGUCAAGGUCCAGGCCUCUCCCACCUCAUGAUGAGUGAACAAGGUAGAAGUAAAGCUCGAGAGGAGAAUGUGGCCACUUUCCGAGGCUCAGAGUACCUGUGCUACGACCUGUCUCAGAACCCGAUCCAGAGCAGCAGUGAUGAGAUCACCCUGUCCUUUAAGACCUGGCAGCGGAAUGGCCUUAUCCUGCACACGGGCAAGUCGGCUGACUAUGUCAACCUGGCUCUGAAGGAUGGCGCGGUCUCCUUGGUCAUUAACCUGGGGUCCGGGGCCUUUGAGGCCAUUGUGGAGCCAGUGAAUGGAAAAUUCAAUGACAACGCCUGGCAUGAUGUCAAAGUGACACGCAACCUCCGGCAGGUGACCAUCUCUGUGGAUGGAAUCCUUACCACGACAGGCUACACUCAAGAGGACUACACCAUGCUGGGCUCAGAUGACUUCUUCUACGUGGGAGGAAGCCCAAGUACCGCUGACUUGCCAGGCUCCCCCGUCAGCAACAACUUCAUGGGCUGCCUUAAAGAGGUUGUUUAUAAGAAUAACGACAUCCGUCUGGAGCUGUCUCGCUUGGCCAGGAUUGGGGACACCAAGAUGAAGAUCUACGGCGAGGUGGUAUUCAAGUGUGAGAAUGUGGCCACACUGGACCCCAUCAACUUUGAGACCCCAGAGGCUUACAUCAGCUUGCCCAAGUGGAACACCAAACGCAUGGGCUCUAUCUCCUUUGACUUUCGCACCACUGAGCCCAACGGCCUGAUCCUCUUCACUCACGGCAAGCCCCAAGAGAGGAAGGAUGCUCGGAGCCAGAAGAACACCAAGGUGGACUUCUUUGCUGUGGAACUCCUCGAUGGCAACCUGUACCUGCUGCUUGACAUGGGCUCAGGCACCAUUAAAGUGAAAGCCACGCAGAAGAAAGCCAACGAUGGGGAAUGGUACCACGUGGAUAUUCAGCGAGAUGGCAGAUCAGGUACCAUAUCAGUGAACAGCAGGCGCACACCGUUCACCGCCAGCGGGGAGAGCGAGAUCCUCGACCUGGAGGGGGACAUGUACCUGGGCGGGCUGCCAGAGAACCGCGCUGGCCUCAUCCUCCCCACUGAGCUCUGGACCGCCAUGCUCAACUACGGCUAUGUGGGCUGCAUCCGCGACCUGUUCAUCGACGGGCGCAGCAAGAACAUCCGGCAGCUGGCGGAGAUGCAGAAUGCCGCGGGCGUCAAGUCCUCCUGCUCACGGAUGAGCGCCAAGCAGUGUGACAGCUACCCCUGCAAGAACAACGCCGUGUGCAAGGAUGGCUGGAACCGCUUCAUCUGCGACUGCACGGGCACUGGCUACUGGGGACGGACCUGCGAGCGGGAGGCAUCCAUCCUGAGCUACGAUGGCAGCAUGUACAUGAAGAUCCUCAUGCCCAUGGUCAUGCACACCGAGGCAGAGGACGUGUCCUUCCGCUUCAUGUCCCAGCGAGCUUAUGGGCUGCUGGUGGCCACCACCUCCAGGGACUCCGCCGACACCCUGCGUUUGGAGCUCGAUGGGGGGCGUGUCAAGCUCAUGGUUAACUUAGACUGUAUCAGGAUAAACUGUAACUCCAGCAAAGGACCAGAGACCCUGUAUGCGGGGCAGAAGCUCAACGACAAUGAAUGGCACACCGUCCGGGUGGUGCGGAGAGGAAAAAGCCUUAAGUUAACCGUGGACGAUGAUGUAGCUGAGGGUACGAUGGUGGGAGACCACACCCGCUUGGAAUUCCACAACAUCGAAACUGGUAUCAUGACCGAGAAACGCUACAUCUCCGUGGUCCCCUCCAGUUUCAUUGGCCACUUGCAGAGUCUUAUGUUCAACGGGCUGCUCUACAUUGACUUGUGCAAAAAUGGAGACAUUGACUACUGCGAACUGAAGGCUCGCUUUGGACUGAGGAACAUCAUUGCCGACCCUGUCACCUUCAAGACCAAGAGCAGCUACCUGAGCCUGGCCACCCUCCAGGCCUACACCUCCAUGCACCUCUUCUUUCAGUUCAAGACCACCUCUGCUGACGGCUUUAUCCUCUUCAACAGCGGUGAUGGCAACGACUUCAUUGCCGUUGAGCUAGUCAAGGGGUACAUACACUACGUGUUUGACCUUGGAAAUGGCCCCAAUGUGAUCAAAGGCAAUAGUGACCGCCCCCUGAAUGACAACCAGUGGCACAACGUCGUCAUCACCCGGGACAACAGUAACACCCACAGCCUGAAAGUGGACACUAAGGUGGUCACUCAAGUUAUCAAUGGUGCCAAAAAUCUGGAUUUGAAAGGUGACCUCUACAUGGCAGGUCUGGCCCAAGGCAUGUACAGCAACCUCCCAAAGCUCGUGGCCUCCCGGGAUGGCUUCCAGGGCUGCCUGGCGUCAGUGGACUUGAAUGGGCGCCUGCCAGACCUCAUCAACGAUGCCCUCCACCGCAGUGGGCAGAUCGAACGUGGCUGUGAAGGACCAAGUACCACCUGCCAGGAGGAUUCAUGUGCCAACCAGGGGGUCUGUAUGCAGCAGUGGGAAGGCUUCACCUGCGACUGUUCCAUGACCUCCUAUUCUGGAAACCAGUGCAAUGAUCCUGGCGCCACGUACAUCUUCGGGAAGAGCGGAGGCCUCAUCCUCUAUACCUGGCCGGCCAACGACAGGCCCAGCACACGCUCCGACCGCCUGGCUGUGGGUUUCAGCACAACCGUGAAGGACGGCAUUCUGGUGCGCAUCGACAGCGCUCCGGGCCUCGGAGACUUCCUCCAGCUUCACAUCGAACAGGGGAAGAUCGGCGUUGUCUUCAAUAUUGGCACAGUUGACAUCUCCAUCAAAGAGGAGAGGACUCCGGUGAACGAUGGCAAAUACCACGUGGUGCGCUUCACCAGGAACGGCGGCAAUGCCACACUGCAGGUGGACAACUGGCCAGUGAACGAGCACUAUCCCACAGGCAACACUGAUAAUGAACGCUUCCAAAUGGUAAAACAGAAAAUCCCCUUCAAAUAUAACCGGCCCGUAGAAGAGUGGCUGCAGGAAAAAGGCCGGCAGUUAACCAUCUUCAACACCCAGGCGCAAAUAGCUAUUGGCGGAAAGGACAAAGGACGCCUCUUCCAAGGCCAGCUUUCUGGGCUCUAUUAUGAUGGUUUGAAAGUACUGAACAUGGCGGCUGAGAACAACCCCAAUAUUAAAAUCAAUGGAAGUGUCCGGCUGGUGGGAGAGGUCCCAUCAAUCUUGGGAACAACGCAGACGACCUCCAUGCCACCAGAGAUGUCCACCACUGUCAUGGAGACCACCACUACGAUGGCCACUACCACGACCCGCAAGAAUCGCUCCACAGCCAGCAUUCAGCCAACAUCAGAUGACCUUGUUUCAUCUGCUGAAUGUUCAAGCGAUGACGAAGACUUCGUUGAAUGUGAGCCGAGUACAGAUAAGAGUCUUUCCACUUCAAUCUUCGAAGGUGGCUACAAAGCACAUGCGCCCAAGUGGGAAUCCAAGGACUUUAGACCUAACAAAGCCUCCGAAACUAGUAGGACUACUACCACAUCUUUGUCCCCUGAGCUGAUCCGCUUCACAGCUUCCUCCUCGUCUGGGAUGGUGCCCAAAUUGCCAGCUGGCAAAAUGAAUAACCGUGAGCUCAAACCCCAGCCUGAUCUAGUCUUGCUUCCGUUGCCCACUGCCUAUGAGCUAGACAGCACCAAACUGAAGAGCCCACUAAUUACUUCCCCCAUGUUCCGUAAUGUGCCCACAGCAAACCCCACGGAGCCGGGAGUCAGACGGGUCCCGGGGGCCUCAGAGGUGAUCCGCGAGUCCAGCAGCACAACAGGGAUGGUCGUCGGCAUUGUGGCUGCAGCCGCCCUCUGCAUCUUGAUCCUCCUGUACGCCAUGUACAAGUACAGGAACAGGGACGAGGGCUCCUACCAGGUGGACGAGACGCGGAACUACAUCAGCAACUCGGCGCAGAGCAACGGCACCCUGCUCAAGGAGAAGCCACCGAGCUCGAAGGGCGGCCACAAGAAACAGAAAAACAAGGACAAGGAGUACUACGUGUAGGCGCCACGCCGCCGCUCCCGGCGCGCGAAGCUGAGCCCGGGUCGCUCCUCUGCCCACAGGCGCGCGUGUACUUGGCAACCUGAGCAUUCCGCAGGGGUCAGAACUGUCCCAGGAGACGGGGCUGUGUGGACCGUGACUCCGGUGGGGAAAAUCAUUCGUGAACAGAACACCAAGAUGCACCUAACCGAGAAGGCGCAAGCCACGGGCUUCUUUGACACAGUCGCCGCUCGGAGACAGAAAGUUCUUUCUGCCCUGCUGUGUCAGCCAGCACACACUUUCGCACGCUGGAGCGAGCAGGUGGCUCCCCGCCGCCCCCCCCCACCCCGCCCGGCCCCCCAACUUUUCGCAGACUUGGAAGCUUCCUUCUCUUGAGGACCUUUUACCCAAGGUAGAAGACUUCAUGGCUUACUUGUUCCAUAACUCCAAGUGAGUCUGUAAUACUGUUUGUGAAGCUUGACUGUAAUAAUGUUUUUUUUGUUUGUUUGUUUAAUUAUGUAAAAAACAAAAAACAAAAAAAAAGAAAAGAAAAAAAAAAGUUAAAAACAACAAAAACCCACCCUUAUCUGGUUCUGGCCAGUGUGCGUGUAACUUUUCAAGAUCUGAGGGGAAAAAAAUGGCUUUUGGGUAUUUGAUUAUUUUUUGAAAAUAAUUGGACAUAAGUUAAGAAGAAGAAAAACAAAAUCUCAGAAAACAAAAGUAAGAGAGACUGUUGCCAUAUGAACUCAAAAAGCUACCAUGGUGUUCACUCUACAUACCAGGCUGUGGUGUUUCUAGAAUCUGUUGUCUGUUUCUAUAUGAUGCUUUGCUGCACACAUAGCAAAAUCAUGGGAUGGAUGAUAGUUUUGAUUGGAAAAGCUGGUCCCUCAGGAUCAAAUUCCAGAAUUUGCCACCCAAACCCUGAACAGAUGUGGUUAGGGCUGGUUUUCUCAGAGCUAUCGGCUUCACUUAACAAUAUUGUUCCUGUCCAUGAGCCCAGCCAAACUGAGGUAAAGGAGAUAGCCCCACGAAUUAAAACAGAGCCUUUCCUAGGAAAGGGGGCCGGGGGGGGUGGGCUGGAUCUGUGACUGAUUGAAAUGCAUGCAAAUAUAAGAGAAAAGACAAUACAAGAAGUCUGUUAAGGAAUCAAAUCAGACAAUAGGGGAGUUCAACUUGUGAUAGAACCACAAAAGGUCACACAAGCCAAACAUGGCAUGACAGAGUGCAAAACUCAUAGCUCUUCCCCCGCCCCCAACAUGAUCAUGUUUUUCCUAGUGAUUUAAUUUUCCAGCCUGACAUUUACAGAUUACGCUAUCCUUCCAUUUGCUCACAUCUCCCUUCACCCAUCUUUUCUAAAGAUAAAUAAAUAACAAAUGAAUAAAGCUGCUGUGACACACACACACACAAAAUGGAAUUUAAUAGUAUAAUAUAUAUAAAUAAAUAUAUAUACAGAUAUAUUUAUCAUGGUAUGUUUGAUGGGAUGACUGAAACAGGAAAACUGUUAAAAUCUUGAAGUGGAAUGAGAAUGUUGUUUUCAAAGAAAAUAACAAAACAACAAAAAAGUAAACCUUAAAAUGUGAAGAAAGUGUGAGUUUUAGUUUUGUCACAGUUAACUGUGUCAAGGAGAAUAAAAAAAAAAAAACUCUUCUCAGAUUUUGUUUACAUAUUUUACUACAUUUUUGCUGGUAUAGUUCCUUCGCCACCUGUGUACAUAGCGCUUUGAGAACUGUUCUUUCCUUUGUUUAUUUCCGUUUGUUUGGUUUCUGUUCCAGUUGUCUUUCUUUCUGAAAAGAGGAAUCAAUGUACAGUAAAACGAUAAACUGGUUCUGUGGCCAUACCUAACCCGAAAGCAAGAGACAAAGCAAGACGAAUAUUUACACGAAAAUGAAACGUGUCCUCUGGAGGGUCAGAUAUAUACAGUUUCUUUUGUACAGAUGAAAAUCAAUCAGCUGUUUAGAUUUAGAAAUCUACUCUUGCUGGUCUUUGUAAGUUGCAUGAAUAUUUGACUUUGAGAAAAUAUCUUAAAGAUGUGGGGCAAAAAAUGCAAUCUCAAUGAUGGUAGCCUUUACUAAUGUGUAUGGAAAGAGGUGUUCCUCAUUAUCUGAUAUUUCAAUGUGUUAAGAGUUUUGGAUUAUUUUGUUAUCAUUGGAAAAGACGGGAUUAUAAAGAGGUAUCAAAGCACGAUUUUAGAUAACCUAAAUGGCCCAACCUAUAUGAAGUUGAUUAUAUCUCGAUGUCUGUAAAAGAUUGCUGUUCUUGGAGUCUUGAGGUCUUGUGAACUGAUUUCCUGCUUUCUUUCUUUGCAUUUUUUUAUUUGAGUAAAAAUACAUUUGUUAUAUUCCUUUUAGUGUAAGUUUCUAUUUGGACAAUUUUAUGGGAACAUGUGCAUUCUGUAUGUUAGCUUCUAUCAUAUUCCUGUUGUUUUAUGAGCAAACUCUUAAGAAAUUUCUUUUAUGAUGUUGUGAAGUUACUGCUUUUUUUUUCCUUUUCUCUUUUAUUUCAUAUUUGCAUUUUCGUUCAAGGAUAUGCUUAGCAAUAAAAUGUUCUUCCCAA